UAUUUACUUUUUUGCGUUAGUAAAGGAAGUCAAUUUGGAGAACAAGACGUGUCUCAUGACAGGUGCAAGUGGAAGUAUUGGAUUAGAGUUGACACGCUGUCUGAGCUUACGUGACUGCAAAGUUCUUAUGGCGUGUCGAAAUGUAUAUAAAGCAUCACAGGCCACAAAAAAAAUCUGCGAGAAAAACGAACGACUCACUUUUUACGAUGUGAACCUAGCAUCUUUAGCAUCAGUAAGAGAGUGCGCGAAUCGUUUACUUGCAAAUGAAAAGAAAAUUGAUAUUGUUAUUCUAAACGCGGCAACGUUUGGUAUACCAUGGACACUAACGGAAGAUAAACUUGAAACAACGUUUCAAGUCAAUUGUCUCAGCCAAUAUUAUUUAUUGCUUCUAGUGUCAAACAUACUCGCUCCUGAUGCACGUAUUGUAUUCACUUCAACUGAAUCGCAUAGGAACAUAAGGUGGCCAUCGGAAAAUAUUCUACUGCCAAUUUUAGACAACGUAUCGCUACCUAAACAUGAGUAUACUUCGAUUAAGUCGUACAAUAUAUCGAAACUGUGCGGCAUACUACUAAUGCAUUAUUUGAGCAACCAGUGGAGUAGCACUGAGAGGUCUGUGUUCUGCGCACACCCCGGCUCUUUUAUCAAGACUGGUUUAUGUAGCAAUUGGUGGGUCUACGAGUUGCUGUACAUCUUUAUGAUUCCGUUUACUAAGUCUGUUGUUCAAGGCGCUAGUACGAUUAUUUACUGUGCAACCUCUCCAGAACUCAAAGGAUUGACUGCAGCUUAUUUCAAAAACUGUAGGCCCUAUGACGAAAGCGAUCUGGCUAAAAACUUUUGCAUGUCCUAUAGAAUUCACGAUCUAUUAAUUGAUACAUUACGUGAACGCGUUGCUGACUUCGACAAGAUACUGUGUGACUUUAAGUCUAGUCGAAAGCUUUAAAUAUAACGGACCAUUUAUAACGUGACUUAAUUUAUGUACCGACGUACCUAAUUAUUAACCUAUUAAUUGUUGAUUACCAGUAUAGUGAAAAGUAUAUUAGGUAGGUUAUUGUCGAGUCCGGUCUUAG
Molecule: messenger RNA, 1067 nt
Organism: Pararge aegeria (speckled wood butterfly)
Lineage: Eukaryota; Metazoa; Arthropoda; Insecta; Lepidoptera; Nymphalidae
Product: WW domain-containing oxidoreductase-like
Exons: 5
Coding region: 56-940 (294 amino acids)
Source: RefSeq, a predicted model, not a curated record